AUGGGAGACAUCCUCCAGCAGGUCCAGGACGCAGCCAAGUGCACACAGAACAUGCAGAAGGACAUUACAAUCAUCAAGAACUCCGUAGGGCUAAGCACGACUCCGCUAAACACAGCUAACUUUACGGGAGGACGAAACGCAAAUGCUUCCUGGGCACAGGUAGCGGCGCAAGCCAAGGGCUCUGCUCCUCCUCCACCGAUGCCGCAAGGCAUGACUACGACUAAGACACAAUCCACGGUUACGGCAUAUAAAGACCGAGUAGUCACAGUAAAGCUCAAGGACCACGGCAUCUCUCAACGGUACCGAAUGCACCCGGCCGCCUGGAUCAGACAACAAGUAGAGGCUGCUAUUCACGGCAACUCAACAACUAAAGCAAUCAAAGUGGUAGCCGCACACCAACUCAAAAGUGGCGACAUUCAGAUAUUUACAAGCACAACGGCCGAAGCUACACAGUUGAAAGAGAGCAAGGGGUGGAUCAGUGGCCUCGGAGAACAUGCAGAACUUAUCGUGCCAACCUUCGGAGUUAUUGCUCAUGGCAUCCCUACCAACUCAAUCAACAUCAAAGACCAGAAAGCGACUAUUCAACAAAUGCUCGCAGACAACUACACAGUGAUCCCCAACGCAAAGAUAUCCUACACAGGAUGGAUGACCAAGGAAGCCACUCUCAAACGAGCAUCCUCGAUCGUCGUUGAAUUUACAGAACCCGAAAUGGCCAACGCUGUCAUUUAUGCUGGAAUGGCAUGGGAUGGCCAGAUACACCAAUGCCAACUCUACGACCGCGCCUGCAGGAUAAAACAAUGCUUCCGCUGCUACAAUUACGGCCACAUCGGCACUCAAUGUAACGCAUCCCAAGUUUGUGGCUAUUGUACAGGGCAACAUGAGACUAAACACUGCCAGAGGAAGGGCGUGGAGGGAUUCGCCCCUCGAUGCGCAGUGUGCAAAGAUGCUCACACGGCAUGGACCAACGCCUGCCCAGCAAGGAGGAAGGAAAUGCAGCGAGUCGAACAAGCCAAACAGAGCCGGAGUACCUAUUGGCAUGUCCCUUUGAAAGAAACCAGCGCCAAACCAGGACCUCAACAGCCCCGUACCACCAAUUCUACCAGGAAGGACCAAACUGAACCGACGUCUAUUCCUGCUCGAAUUGCCACCCAAAGGUCCGAGGACACUACUAACCACAGGGUACCAGCGAACAACACUCCUUCAAACAUACGAGCAACACAGCAAAUAGAAUCGACCACGGAGGUCCGCACGGCCGCGGAAACUUUUGCAACACAAACACCAGUCGCGCCGUCGAUCGAGGAAGAUUGGGAAACACCCGUGACGCAACAAGAGCCUGAACUACGGCCCAGCCCGCAAUCAGUUUCAACCAAUGAACUAAUUGACCCUCAGCUUAUGCCAGCACAAGGACCCAUCUCUCCACAGGAACCGGGAGACAGCGAGCCUCAAUCAACGGCCUAUCCACUGGAUGGUAUAUCUGGCCUCGAUGAAGCGGCUAUGCAAGAUGCAGACGCAUGGCUACAAAGCAUGGCUACUCACAACUGCAACGAAUGGCCUUUCGGCCCAACAGAAACGGAACCAUCGCCGAUCACGUCCCUUGCAACUGACACCCGCACAGCUCAAGGACAGAUCUACAAAGGAUGUAAAUCUCCUGAGCACCAGGAGAUAUACAAUGACUGGCCGGUCCAGGCCGCCGAGCUAACAAUUGCAAAAUGUAUGAGGACUUGCACGUACUGCGGCAAGUACUUCUCGUUAGCAACGGCACUGCGUCAACACAUAAGGAAGAGACCUGAAUAUACUCAAAAACAAAUAACUGUACGCACGGAGACCGCGGGAAAUGGUACCUCUUUCACUCCAGCCUGGACCCGUACGAAGCCUGCGGAGGAUGAUAUCCGCCAACCGGAAGCCCGAAUGACUCGGAGCCAGCCCCUCACAAACAGUGCUCCUGUAGUACCACAUGCAUGGUAG
This is a messenger RNA of Pochonia chlamydosporia 170, 1965 nucleotides long. RefSeq lists its product as hypothetical. NCBI's taxonomy places the organism in Eukaryota, Fungi, Ascomycota, Sordariomycetes, Hypocreales, Clavicipitaceae. The transcript has a single exon. Bases 1 to 1965 code for a protein of 654 amino acids. The record is from RefSeq and is a predicted model, not a curated record.